CACUAAAGAUAGACAAUGCCCGUCUGGAAGUAGAUGACUUCAAAAACAAGUAUGAAAUGGAACUCAACCUGAGAACCAAUGUUGAGACAGAUGUGAGCGGUCUGCGCAGUGUACUAGAAGGACUGAAUCGAGAAAUAUGUAACCUUGAGAAACGGGUUCAAAACCUUCAGGAAGAAUUGCGGCAGAUGAAGAGGAACCAUGAGGAGGAAGUGAAUUCUCUACAAGCUCAAUUGGGACAAAGAGUCAACGUGGAAGUGGAUGCUGCUCCAUCAGUAGACCUGAACCAAAGUUUGUCUGAGAUCCGACAGCAAUCUGAAAAUCUAAUGGAGAGGAACCGAAGGGAGGUUGAGAACAUGUACCGCCAGAGGACUGAAGAUCUCAAUCGUCAGGUGGCAUCUGGGUCAGAACAGCUCCAGUCUGUACAAACUGAGGUCAUUGACUUGUGGUUCCACUCUGGUUCUUGA
Molecule: messenger RNA, 464 nt
Organism: Pelobates fuscus (common spadefoot toad)
Lineage: Eukaryota; Metazoa; Chordata; Amphibia; Anura; Pelobatidae
Product: keratin, type I cuticular Ha3-I-like
Exons: 4
Coding region: 57-464 (135 amino acids)
Biological process (GO): epithelial cell differentiation; intermediate filament organization
Cellular component (GO): cytoskeleton
Molecular function (GO): structural molecule activity
Source: RefSeq, a predicted model, not a curated record